GCCGUCCGUCUCCGUCCCCGCGUGUGCGUGUUAGAGAUAAGAUGUCCUCUUGCCAGUGACCCGGAACGGGGCUAGCUCUCGCCAUGGAGCUGCCGCUGUCUGCGCCGCGCGCGCAUGCCGCCGCUGCCUUCCCCUGCAGCCCCACUUCUAUCUUCCGCCUCCAUGGGGCAGCCACUCCCCGCAGCCGCGCGCGCCCUCUGCACGCCCGCAGGAACAAGAACUCCAGGGGCGACGCAGCGGAGCCCAAAGUCAUCACCAUCGGCCGGCCCGGUAAGAAGAGCAAGCGGCGCGGCGACAAGAAGCAGGAUCAGCAGCAGCUCCCCGCGGACCAAGAAGCUGAAGACGAGGAGGAGGAGGAUGAGGAGGACGAGAGGGACGUGGCGAUCCCGGAGGUGGUGACGAACCGGAUGAUGCGGCGGGUGGGGGCGUCGGUGGGGCUCCCGCUGGCGCUGGGGCUGGCCUUCUUCCCGGCGUUCUACUACCUGAAGAAGGUGGCGAAGGUGGACGUGCCGAGCUUCAUCCCCUACGGCCUGUCCUUCGUCUUCUUCGGGGCGGCGCUGGCCGGCGUGAGCUACGGCAUCGUGUCCGCCAGCUGGGACCCCGCCAGGGAGGGCUCCCUGCUCGGCUGGAACGAGGCCCGCCGCAACUGGCCCGUCUUCUGGGAGUCCUUCCGGGGCACCCCUCCUCCGAGCCCUCCUCGCCGGGGACGAUGAUAGGCUCUGUGGUGGUAACUCGGUUAAGCUUAACUACUUGUUUCCCACAAUUUCUUCUUCUUGCUGUACGGCUGUACGUAGCUGUAGAUGUUCUUGUGCGCGUGUGUGUGAAACAAUGAGAUUUUGUUGGGCAAUCACUCACCAGUAAUAGCCGGAGCAGCGUGGUGUGGUGUGUUGCCGAUUUGCCGUACCCAGGACAUGAACAGCACUGAAUUUAUUUUAGAAGAACAGCACUGAAUUUAUGUUCCGA
Triticum dicoccoides is the source of this 963-nucleotide messenger RNA. RefSeq names its product protein PAM68, chloroplastic-like. Bases 84 to 713 code for a protein of 209 amino acids. NCBI's taxonomy places the organism in Eukaryota, Viridiplantae, Streptophyta, Magnoliopsida, Poales, Poaceae. The transcript has a single exon. The record is from RefSeq and is a predicted model, not a curated record.